CGUGCAUCGAUGUUCCCCGCAACAGGGCUACGUAUGGAAUACCUACACAGAAGGACGAACUCGACGCUUUCUCAAAGAGCACUCAGGCCGAUUCCAAUCUAAAUUAGCCUGGAGGGACAAUAUUAGUCCCGUAUUAUACAGGGGAAUUGACGAAAAUCAAUAUCUCGUCAAUCAAAGUCAUCCUCGGCUGGUAGAAAUCAAGGCCAUGUACCUCGGCAAACCAAUUCGAAGGCACUAUCGCAGAUAAGAACGAUGGAUCGAUAGACAACCAUCUAAGCUCUGAGAAUCUGACAAAGUGAUACGUCGACCUCGAGUCUUGACAUUCAUAGAGGGUGUCGUUUCAUCAACCGAGUGUCUACUGCCAUGUCGCAGAGCCAACGGCCCGUGGGCCUUCUUUUUGACAUUGGGGGUGUUUGUGUCGUUUCCCCGUUUCAAGCUAUUCUAGACUAUGAGAUUUCCCAGGGCAUUCCACCAGGGUGGAUCAACUUCAGCAUUUCGCGUACGUCGCCAGAAGGGAGCUGGCACAGGCUCGAGCGAGGUGAAAUUCAUCUCGACAAAGAGUUCUUCUCGGCGUUCAACAAAGACCUACAAAGACCAGCACUCUGGCGGGAGUUUCAAGAGCGAUUGCAGAGGAACCAGGCACGUGGAUUGUCUACUACGGUGCCUCCGUUGCCAGAGAUCGACGCAGAAUAUCUGUUCUGGGAGAUGAUGCGCGUUUCUCGAGCCCCGGACCCGUAUAUGUUUCCAGCUCUGAAGAAGCUGAAGGAAUCAAACAAGUUCAUCAUCGGUGCCUUGUCCAACACGGUGAUCUUCCCUGAUGGACACCCCUACAAUGAGGACCGUGAUAAAUUGGUGGCGCGGUUUGAUUUCUUUCUCUCUUCAGCGCACACGGGCCUACGGAAACCAGACCCAAGGAUAUACGAAGCUGCGAUAAAAGAGAUGAACCAAAUAGCAAAAACCAAGGGGAUCGAUGCUGUCGAGGCAUCCGAUAUCGUUUUCCUCGACGAUAUUGGGGAAAACCUCAAGGCUGCAAAGAAGGCUGGUAUGGAAACCAUCAAAGUCACGCUGGGCAAGACAUAUGAUGCGGUCAAAGAGUUGGAGAAAAUCACAGGCUUGGACUUGUUGGAGACUGACAAAGCUCGACUAUGAGCAGUAGUUAGUAGUCAUCUGUGAGUGAACUAGACUGAUAAUACAUUCGACGAGAGAUUUCUGAGUAUCCAAAGAAUGGAAACUCCAAAUCUUCUCUUAGAAAUAGAAAAAAAACCCGAG
This is a messenger RNA of Penicilliopsis zonata CBS 506.65, 1269 nucleotides long. RefSeq lists its product as hypothetical. Bases 364 to 1149 code for a protein of 261 amino acids. The record is from RefSeq and is a predicted model, not a curated record. The transcript has 2 exons. NCBI's taxonomy places the organism in Eukaryota, Fungi, Ascomycota, Eurotiomycetes, Eurotiales, Aspergillaceae.